This is a messenger RNA of Drosophila willistoni, 1333 nucleotides long. It is a transcript of the gene mei-S332, whose product is annotated as shugoshin. The transcript has a single exon. Bases 65 to 1264 code for a protein of 399 amino acids. Gene Ontology annotation, biological process: meiotic chromosome segregation. Gene Ontology annotation, cellular component: chromosome, centromeric region; nucleus. NCBI's taxonomy places the organism in Eukaryota, Metazoa, Arthropoda, Insecta, Diptera, Drosophilidae. The record is from RefSeq and is a predicted model, not a curated record.
GUUGGCGUCACAUUGGCGUCUGUUUUCAAUUUUAAUUUAAAUCGAAAAUCAAAAUCGGGUAUGGAUGGAUGCCCACUACAAAAAACUAAACACCGAGCUAAUAGCCGAGGUGCAAUCCUUGCGCUUAAGGCUGAGCGAAAUGAGAAGAACUGAAGUUGCCUUGCAAGCACUAUUAUUUGAUGAACGUGCCGAGCACCAGAAAACGCUGAGGCGAGCGGUCAACAAAUUUGUCCAGAGUUUGGGUAUUCCCAUUGGAACGGAACUAGAGGCUGAUAUCACAAGAACAACUACAGAUGUCGAGCAAUCAACGGCCCCCGCCCGACGAACACGGUCCAUUAUUGAACGGCGUGCAUCUGUGGAACGCCGCUCUUCUGUGGAACGUCGCACAUCUUUGGCUCCACGCAUUUCGUCAUCAUCUUUAACCUUGUCGCCCACUGACAGGAGACGAAGUAUUUCUGCACAGAGCAUGGAGCUCGAGGAGGAAGAGCAACAACAACAGGAACCAACAGAAAUCACCACGCCACUUCCACGGCGUGUAGCAGAACUUGAAUUCGACGAUUCUGAAUCGCCGAUUCCAGACAAUGGAACGACAAGUGCCGUAUCAGCAGACGAGAGUCCACGGCCUAAUUUAUUCCUUAUAGUCGAAGAGUCAGCCAUGGAUAUAUCAUCCGCAUCGGAAUCGAUUGCCACCGUGAGCGAUGAUACUUCAAUUAGCUUGCGUGGAGCAAAUGUCAAGACGCCUUCACCCUCAGGACGAGUCUUACGUGAUUUAAGUAUUAAUGUGCCCACCAUAACCGUUACCCGUGGCAUGAAGUCCCUUCAACGAUCGUCUGCCAUUCUGUGCGACACCACAAACGAAGAUAAUGAAGAGAUGAGUGUGCAGGAGAUAAGGCAUGCUCCAUCACGUUCACCAGGAUAUUCGAGACUAAAACUGACCUUAGGUGAAAAUAAUCCCAAUUUGCUUAUGGUUACACCGCGGCGUAGUCAAUUUAAUAGCAUUAGCACUGCUCCCGGAUGCACUAGCACUCCAUGCGACUUGUCCAGCGAAUUAAAAGUGCGGAAGAAGAAGCAAAAGGAUCAAAAAACUCAGUCAGAGGAAGAAGAGGAGGAAAAGCCACUGAACACGAGUUAUAGCUGUCGUCCAAGUCGCUCGUGUCGACCAACAACUCUGGUAGAACCAAAACUUUCCACAAAACUGAGAAAUGAGUCUGCAACUAAAAAACCCACCACUAAGAGAAACACUAGAUCUAAGUCAAGUAAUUAAAUUUAAUUUGUAUAUCCCAAAACGGAGCCAUCAACACUCUAUAUCUACCAAAAACAAUACUUAAUUCAA